Messenger RNA from Zootermopsis nevadensis, 10157 nucleotides. RefSeq names its product LON peptidase N-terminal domain and RING finger protein 3. NCBI's taxonomy places the organism in Eukaryota, Metazoa, Arthropoda, Insecta, Blattodea, Termopsidae. Gene Ontology annotation, molecular function: protein binding; ubiquitin protein ligase activity; metal ion binding. The record is from RefSeq and is a predicted model, not a curated record.
CACAUUUUGCUUGUUGCUGGUCAACUAUAAAUAUUCUUACAUUGUAUUCACUUCUUAUGUUAUUCCAUUCACUCAGAUAUUAAUAUAGCGUUAGAGGUUUCUCAGGAACCAUUCUGCCUAGUGGUCUGGCUGUCUGAGCUGGUCUCAGCUAAGUACCACAUGUCUAGCUAGGUGGUCAGAUUCCUAAGUUCAAAAAUAUGAUGGGGGAGAACCUGUACUGCAGUAAUACAUUAAACAGUAUGGUAUGUAAAAAUGGUGUUUUGAGUAAAAGAUAAAAUAAAAAAAAAAUGUUUCGCUGUGUUCUUGUUAGUUAUGGUAUAUUGUAAACCAAUAUACGAGAUAAAUUUUAGUGGUGAUCUUGUAAAAUGGCUACUUAUGGCGCUCUUUUUUUAAUUAUCUGAAACAAAGGACCAACAGGAAUUCAGUCUGAAGUUGAUUAAAUCUUUGUACAAUCCACUGCAGCAGUUACUUGAGAGUUGACUACGUAAACUUUCAAGUAGCUUCCCAUUAAUCCUACUUUUCAAACGUACAGACAUACCUACUGAAUGAUGCACUUCACAAUUGUAGACAAAACAGACUUGUGCUUUACUCUGUCACUGUGGCGCUGUUAUAAUGGUGUAGACUAAGAACAGUAUUGAUUAGAGACAUACUGUUAUAUUAUACCACAGCUAUGAAAUGAGAGAAUAUUUGUUGUCUAUGAUAUAAUUAUAUAUAGAGAUACAUAUAUAUAUAUAUAUUUACAUAACACAUAAUAUAUAUUUUAUGAAAAGUUUUGACAAAAUUUAUGUCAAGCCUCAGCAAUUACUGUUGCUUGGUCAGUGUUGGUUGUUGUAUAAAAUUAUACCUUUAAAUGUUAAUUCUUUUAUGGAAUGAUGUUUUUGCUUGUACAAAGGCCUUUUCAGAGGUAAUUGUGUUUGUGAUAGACAGGGAAAAUAAAUUGGACUUUCUAUUUCUUGGCAAAAAUUACUUAAUGUAUUGUGAAAUGACAAACUACGCAGGGGUCCAGAAAUACAACUGAUAUUUAAAUAAUCCUGCUACUUAAUAAAUUCUACUUGCCCGUGCAUUUAAACCUCAGUGGCCAUUUCUCACCCAAGUCUCUCCUGAUUCACUGCUAGAUGGCUCUGGCAGUCAAAUCAGGAUUGAGUAGAAAUUGUGCAGAGUCAGUGGGCUCGUCACUACUCAUAAAUGCACGCUUCAAAGACAUAGAAACCUCCCACAUGGGAGGAGGCCAAGGCUCGACUUCGGGCUGUCGCACCAUAGAAUACAUUUAAACCAAGACUAAAAAUUCUAAAAGUUGCUUAUGUGGUGAGUGCAUGGGCAUGUUUCUGGAGCCCUGAAAAUAGGUGGGUUUUUUUACAAACUUUUCUGUAUUUGUUCUUGGUGUCUGGGAUAAAAAUGUGAAGAUAAGUUGAAUGUAAUGAUUGUAUAAUUAUAUUUAUACUUAAGGGAACAGGUAUAGGGUUGAGUGCAAACUUUGUGAGGAAAAGAACGAGAAAACGUAGCUGUAGUUUAACCAUGUAUCAUAUGGGUUUGAAAUAUUUGGAUAUCACAAAGUUUUAAUGUUUCCAAAUGUGACUGUCAAGAGCACGUCACCUAUGUCCAUUUCUCAUACAAUUUUGUAAAUCCAAUUUUUGUAUCUUUAAAUUUUAAAGAGGCAGAAUACUUUGCAGUUUUUUUGGAGAACAUGAAUAGAAUAAAUUUAUGAUUACAAGUGUUGAGAAAUAAAAGUCCAUAAGCACGUUCCUUGAAUUCAUUCAGUUACAUUACACUCCAUAGUUCCCAUCUAUUCCAAAGUCCUGUUAAGAAAUUGCAUCCAUGUUUUGGUACAGUUAUUGUAGAUAUUUUUAAAUUUUCUGUACCAUUGCACCCACUGAAGCUUGAGGUACUAAUAAGCCCUCCCUGCCCACACAUUUUUCUAUCCAAAAACCUCAGUAAAUACUUUUAACAAGAACAGUUUUGAAAACUUGACUAACUUAAAAGACUAAUCAUCGGCUGCAUGCAAGUUUCUCUUAUUGAUACGAAGAAACAAUAAGAGAUGGCACAAUGGGCUUUAUUCGGUAGAAAGUAAGCCAUAGUUUUGGAGUAAAUACAAAUGAAUAUAUUCAAGAACCAAAAUUUAAAACCCCGUAAUAAAUUAUCGGUCCAUUCAAUAGAAUUACGGGCAAAGAUGACGUUUCUUUAUGCGAAAAUAUAAUGCAAAGAUACACAAAAACUUGCAACAGCGUACGUCGACCUUUCAGAGCAAGUAUCGAUAUAGUCAAGUUCAGUGCACUCCUGUCAUCUACAGCAGGCAGAUGUAACUAUGACUAGUGCUUAGUUGUGUAUGGAGUCGAUGUGUUAAUUAUUCUGUAAAUAAAACAGUUUUGUAGAUAUGUGCAGUGUGUAUCAGUUUUUGUUUCGUGUUGAAGAAACUUUAAUUAACAUUUAAACAAUACAGACAUUCCGGGUGAAGUCGGUUAAUGAUCAGGCUGGUGCGCCUGCGUGUUGCUCGUGGGGGUGAUGGACCUCUCUGUUUAUCGUCAGCAGCUCCGCAGUGGAACGUGACCUUUAUGUAACAACACAGCUCUGUUGGCGGGCGGCCGGCCGGGUGGGGAAAGCUCUCCCGCGAGCUUGCUCGGAGCUUCAGUCUUCGGUCGCCCUCCGCGCCGUUAGGAUAUUGUGUUCACGACAUGGCCGACAGCCUGCACCACGAGGUAACGCCGAAACACACCACCAUUUAAUAUAGCUGUAUCAUACCCAUGCAUACGCAGUACUACACAAGAAAACGUGAAGAUCAUGGCUAGAAGUGCAUUUGUUGAUAGAAACCACAAACUGGAAGUAGAAAUGUUUGAAAAACGUCUGAAAGAAAGAGGCACGAAUGUGGAGCUUUGUUUUGGUUACGGGAAUUCACUUGGAAGACAACGGGAAGUUUACGACGUGUUAUCGCAUUUUUGCCAUGUUCAGAGUAGUGACAGUGGCGGUGUUGUGUCCCAGGAGAAACUUCGCCCCUUAGCAACAUCUGUGAUAGAUGCGAUAAUGUCCAGUACAGCAGGUCCGAGUUCGUCUCCAGCAAGAGGUUUUUCGUGUCGGAUAUGUGAAGGAAUUCUUCUGCAGCCUGUGACCACAGCGUGUGGGCAUACUUUCUGUCGCCGGUGUUUGGAGCGGGAUACGUCAAGAAACUGCAGACAGUGUGGGCAGAAGAUCGCGGGUGGAGGAGGCAUGCUACAAACGAACGUGUUGAUGAAAGGGUUGUCUGAGAAAUGGUGGCCUGAAGAAGUUCGAGCUGCGAGACUCAGGGAACAGGGCAAUGAGCUCCUCCAGCGGAACGAAAUGGACGCGGCUCUGGCGAAAUAUGGCGAGGCCUUGCAGAUCGCUCCAAACAACCACCUGCUACUUAGCAACCGCUCACAUGCACUUUUCCAACUGAAUCGAUUCCAGGCUGCUCUUGAAGACGCUGAAACUGUUGUGAGGUUAUGUCCGACAUGGGGAAAGGGUUACUACUGCCGUGGAAUGGCGCUGACAGGUCUUGGCAGAUACGAAGAUGCUAUACUCUCUUUCUCAGUCUCUGUGGCACUCGAUCAUGACAUGGGAGCUGUGCGUCAUGAAAUGACACACGCUCUGCACCGUUUUCUGGCGGGCGCCCCGGCUGGGUACCGAGCUCGCUGCAACUCUCUCGGUGUGCUGGCUCCAUACUCUCUGCAUGGCAGGCGUCCACGCUUCCUUGCCGCGUCCUAUCCAGCUCUCAAUUGUAGUGACUGUGAAGACAGUUUCAGUGGCGAGGAGGAUUUCUUACAGGUGCCGCAGAAGUUUUCGUCGACAUCGCUUGGCGGUCCAGCAGCUCCUGUAGUGCCACAGGAGAGCACAAGACUGCGUUCUCUGGUAGAACGCAUCUUCCAGGAAGUUGAAAAGAUAAAACGAAUGGACGUGAAGCUGGAGGAUCUGGUUGUGAACCCAGAUCUUGUUGAGCAGUCUGAUUUUGACUGUGUGUUGUGUUGCCGCACGCUGUGGCAGCCAGUCACGACGCCUUGUGGGCACACUUAUUGCUGGAUGUGUCUGGAUCGCUGCCUGGAUUACAGCUUUGCCUGCCCACUCUGUAUGACCUCACUUGCUGAUUACUUGUCCAGCAGUCAGAAAGCAGUAACAGAGGUGAUUGAGCACUCUCUAAGGCUACUCCUCCCUGCUGAGUACUUGGCUCGUCAAGUGACACAUCAUCAGGAGUUAUCAGAGUUGGUGCAGCUAUGGGGUGGUCAGGUGCCAGUGUUUGUUUGCACCACAGGGUUCCCAGGUGUCCCCUGUCCUCUAUAUGUGUAUGAACCUCGUUACCGUGUUAUGAUGCGACACUGCGCAGAAGCUGGCACUCGUGAGUUUGGUAUUGUUGCUUGUCUCACAAAGGAUCCUGGAAACAAAAGCUAUGCUGAGUUUGGUACAAUGUUGGAAAUCAGAGACUGGAUUCUUCUUGACAGUGGUUGCUCUAUUCUUACGACUGUUGGUGUCCGCCGAUUUCACGUAUUGACACGUGGUGAAAGAGAUGGUUAUGACACUGCAAAGGUGGAAUAUUUUCGGGAUCAGCCUAUACCUGCAGAUAAGCUCCCAGAUCUGAAAUAUUUACAUGAGCGAGUUCGUCCUAAAGCAUGGCAAUGGUUUAACUCUUUGGAGGCAGAGCUGCAGUCUGAGAUAGUGAGGGCAUUCGGUCAGAUGCCAGAGCUCGAAGAAGACUGGCCGUCAUUGGCUGAUGGACCUGUCUGGACAUGGUGGCUUCUGGCUUUCCUUCCCUUGAGCCAGGAGCUGAAGGUUGAGAUAUUGGCCACAACAAGUCUGGAGAAGCGCUUACGAGCCAUCGACAAGACGCUGGAUCGUAUACAGGCAGCAGCUGUGAUAAAGCAAGGGCAAGAUGUGGCUGUAGCAACCAGGCCUGAGGAACUAACCUCAAACAGCAGGCAUCAAGCCAAUCAGACACAACAGACUGGAGAGUCACUUUACGAGCAGGAAAGACAGAGUCAACAUACUGCAACUUCAAGCCACCAACUACCACAUCCCAUUUUCAAUGCAAGCUUUCUGGGGGAUAACAGAGAACAAGUUAUGGAGUCAUCCUGACUAGCACGGGUAGGCAGGCGGAUAAAUAGGAGAGGUACACGAUCCGGGGGGAAACUAAGAUGCAGAGUAGUGAAGGCUUCGCUGUUAAUGAAGUAAUUAACUGGUAAGAGGAGGUAAUGCUAUUCCAGAGUGUAGUCAGUCAUUUAGUUGGAUAUAUAAGUAUGUUAGUGUUGGAAGGCAGUUUUUUUUUAAGAAAUUCGAGGAAGGAAAGAGUAUUGAAUAAUAUUGCUGAAAAAUACCAUAUUUCAUCACGUACCCUAUAUUUCAGAUUUUAACUCAUAUUCUGUAAAUGAGGCUCUCAAAAGUGCAUGUCCUCCAGGCUUGGUAAUAUCUGAAUUAGAUACAUUUUUGCAUCCUCCAUGCACAUGUGAAUGGCUACGUACUGGUCUACAGGUGUGUAUAUCACUUCUUGGUGUUGCUAGGGAACUUACUUGAUUUAAACCCAGUUGCAGUACCAUCACUUAACGGGUUCUAGAAAUGCAUGCUAUCAGACAAAUAGAAAUGAUAUUCUUAAUUAAAUAAAAGAAGAAUAAGUUCUAAGAAUGUUUAUUACUAUUAUUUACUUUGCAAAACACUACUAAUCAGUAUUAUAAAUAAUACAAACAAUCUUUCAAUUUGUUUUGUGUGGGUGUUAAACCUUGGCUAUUCCUUUGUAGGUUUUAAGAGUUUGGAAACAAAGUGCUCAGGAUAAAAGGCUGAAGAAUAAUUGUGUAAGAGGGCAGUUUAAGAUAUUUCAUAACAUUUAUUUAUAUAGGUCACCUAGUACUGGCUUACAUUGGGCUGGGCAUGGGGGAGAUCAGUAGUGCAUAUAAAAUUAUCUGGGGAAUACCUCUCUUGGAUAUCAAACCCUCGUAAGACAGACAUGAAGGUUGGAGAAUAACAUUAAAUUGUAUAUUUAGGGAAAUUGGUUAUGAGAACAGGAUGUUAUUUGAACCCGCUCAGGAAUGUGUGUGGUUUGUAUUAUUUUUUAAGUUUUGGGUAAAUUGAGAUCUGUUGUCUGCAAGUGAUGGCACUGUAGUGACUGCUUUUGGUCUUGUAGUUGGGUAAGUCUCUGUAAUUAUUUCAUAUUUUGAUUUAUUAGUUCUGCAAAUGAUCCCAAGACUGAUUAGAUGUAGUUUAUUUAAAAAAUAAAGAAUAACACAAGGAGUUUUACAUACUUCAUUUAAUCUUGCAGGGAUAGUGAUUCUGCAUCAUACUCCAUACUGGAUCUGUAUUGCCGGGCUCCUACUAGUAGUCCGACUUCUUUAGAUUAGCAUUGUAUCUCCAAUGCAGACCUUGUGCCAAUCAAAUUUAAUGUUGUUUCAUUUGCAGUUCAGUGUUAGUCUGGCCAGACAGUGAAAUCCUCUGACAGAAGUUAGUUAUACCUCAUCAUUAUGUCUCUGUAAAUGGAAAAGCUUGAUUUAACGAAAUGUGUGGACCCAGAUUUAUUGCACUAAGUGCAUGUGUGCUGUGUCCUGUGUGUGUUGCACACAGGAGGAACACGUGUUUGAAUAUUAUAGAGUAGAUCAUGAUGCUCUGUGGGGAUGGAUAGAGACAUACAUAUACUUCCACAAAGUUUUCCAUUAUUGUGUGACAUUAUGAGCUUUUAUUUUGCCAAAUAGCAAAUAAUUAAUUAUUAGUAUUUAUAUUAUUAUUAUAGUAUAUUAUAUUGCUGCUGCUGCUACAACUACCACUAUUACAUCCCUUGUUUAAGUAACGUACAGAUUUUUUUAUUCUGUAAUAUAUUGUAAUGUAUUCAGCAGUGAACUUUUUCAUUUUGUAAGAAGCGGAUAAGUGAAUAAUGGUAUUUGAUUUGAACUUGAGAUUAUUUGCAAACAGGAUAUAAAUUGAAGAUGACUGUCUUCUGGAAUGUUGCACCAUGUAGUCUGGUAGAAAUUGACAAGCAUUUCAGAGGUGCCUGCUGCUUCUGCCAUCAGGUCAGAAGUCUUCAUGACCCCACAUCCCAGAAGACGGUGGUCUUCAUACUUGCGCUUUUAGAACCUGAAAUCUCAGCAGGAUAUACAUUUUUGAUUUAUUUAUCAUUGUUAUCAAUGAAGUAGAACUUUGAAACUGUGAAUUUAUCACAAAGAAAUUAUGGAAUCUGUUAAAUAAUUUGAAGCAGUGGUCACUUGAUUUUUGCUUUGAAAUAUCUGUAUUUAUGACCUAAGGAAUGUAGUUUUUCUUUGCUUCUUCUUCAAAUUACUAUUUUGGUACAAAAUGUACAAGAAUACUUUGAAAUAUUACUUGGCUUGCUUGCGCAAUAUAUAUAAUAUUUAAGAGAGAAUGGAAAGAAUGAAGCUGUAACUAGAGUAAGGUCCCAUAGACAUGCCAAUGAUAGAUAAAAAAUGCCAGGUAUUUUACUCACAAUAAAAGAAAUGUCUUAGUUAUUUUUGUCCUUGGCUGGUGUUUAAUGUAGGCUACUUUCUGGUCUAUACAAGGCUUCCGAAUCCCUUCAAAGAAAUUUGCCCAGAAGAUGGUAACUGUGGUGUGUUCAGAGUGUUGGAGAACCUUCAACAUUCUGUGUGGUUUAUUACUAGAAGCUGAAGUUAUACAUUAAUGAUGUGUUGUAAUGGGAAAAGAUGUUAUAUGAGGCCAGAUCAAAACAUAUUGAGACCAAAUCUGUAAAACCUGAAAUAUUGUACUUACAAAAAUUUAAUGAGAUAUGUAUUCAGUCUUGAUGUUGUUUCAUCAGACCUCACACUGACAGACAAAUUGAGGUUGCCACUUCGAAGGUUUUUUUAAAUUUUAAGAUUUAUCUUGAGGAGUCUUUAUGUGGUGUUUACAUUUUACACACACAUUCUAAAAUAAAUUUUGGUUGCUGUAAAAGGCUCAUUCUUAGAAAUUGAACCAGCAAAUAGUAUUAAGAUAAUUUCAUUCAGAAAUCCAGAGAAAGAAAUUGUUGAUAUACAGUGUAUGUCUAGUGUUGGUUUGUACUAUACAGAUCCAUCUGCCAUUUGUUGGUGCUAUGUACUUAACGUGAUAAAUAUGAAGUUAUUCUAAGUUAAUAGGUAAUGUAAAACUUCAGCUACAUUAAAAAUUUAUAAAAUCUAAAUUAUUUACAUUGUACGAUCAACUAAUGAAACUUAAGAAAUGUGAAAAUUAGGGAUUCCUCGGAUAUGAUCAAAACCUGAAGAUUCUGAUCAAAAACCAGAGAGGUGGCAGUCUUAGAUUUAGUUAUGAUUCUUUGAUAGGACAUCUAUCAUCUAUAUUUAAAAAAUUGAAAAAAUCACCAUGGCUGAUCGUUCUACAUAGGAAACAGAAUACAGAUUUGUUUGAGACAUUUUACCAUUCUUUCUGCAGGUAAUAAAUCACAACCAAUUAAGUGAACUUUGCUUUAAAUCAAUCAGUGAAACAGAAACACUCAUAAAUGUGUGUGGAAACACAGAUUAACAUUUUAAAUAAUGUGUGGCUGCUUGGGAAAUCCAGGUCAAUCUGGGAGGUGUCGUCACACCAUGUUAUUUUAAGAUAUUAUUCUUACUGCUGUUUAUUUUUAGUGAAAGCAAGUGGUCAGAACAUUUUCAUUCAAAUAUAUCCACCUUGGACAAAAAAGUAUCCACAUAAAUUUAUGACUAGAAUUAUUGAUGUAAAAUAUAUCUUUACUUUGUUUUAAAGUAUAAAAUGAAUUAUAACUUGAAUAAAAAACACACCAUAUAGUUUAUGCUGUCUGUGUUUUUUGAUUUUUUUGUGUGGAAAUGUUGCAAUUUACUUUUUCUUUUCAGUUAUGGUGUGUCACUUAUAAUAAUAAUAAUAAUGGAAAUGAUGAAUAAUUUAAAUUCUAACAAUUUGUGGAAAAUAUGUUCAUUCAUUCAAAUGCUAUUAAUUCAAAAGUAUAGACAGCAGUUAUUAAGUAAUGAAUUCUGUCUGUAGAGAUAUUUAUUUUAGUGUGCUAAGCACAGAAAUAACUGUACAAACCAAUUUUUACAUUGAUUCCAUCUUAGCUAUUUUAGACAUUGAUUGAUUUGUGAUGUCCACUUUCUGAUAUGAAAUUCCAUUACACGUUGCAUUUAAAAUUGUUUUAAUCAUUAAAACAAAAUACAACAAAAAAUUUGGCACAGGCUGUUACAUCUUGAAGAGUUCAGACUAGUUCACGGCAACACUUAACUUGUGGCACUUUAACCCAUUAAAACUCAGUGGUAACUAUGUGCACCACUUGUUGAAACAAUCUGUAACCCUGCAUUGUACCUACAGAAUAUAUUUAUGAGUUGCAUAUGAUUCUCAAAGUGAACUGCAUUAAUGAAUUGUUCUUUGUAAUGGACAAAUGUUGUUUUUCCUGUGUUGUAAGUAGUGAAACUUUAAAUGUUAUGUGCAUGAGAUUCAGCUUCAAAGGUUUAACUUUUAUUGUUUGUGACUAAAGUGGUAAUUCUUUUGAUAGAUAAGAAUCCUUCUUCAGAAGCUGAUAGUUUCUCAGCUGGUCAAAAAUAUUCAUCUUUAUGAAACUUUAAAAAAAGGGUUCUGGUAUUUACAAGGUGGAGAAACCUUUAUAGGUUGUUAGGCAAAGAGAUAAAACUUUGAAAUAUGGAGUAAAGUACUGUUACAUUUUAAAUGUGAUUACUACCAUCGUGGCUCUAUCUUGACUUUAUGAUUUUCUAAUUAGGAGUCUGUUAUUCCUUUAUAUUUAGUAAUAUUUUUAAUGGUUUUAAUUUUUAUUUUUGAAUGUUAUGAAAUAUGGUGCCAGAACAACCUACAGUAAGGAAAUAAAGCACUGCUUUUUUGUGUCUUAUUAAUACAGGAAAAAUCAACGUUUGAAGUUAUACACUGAAAUAUUACUUCAGAAAUGUCUUUCAUUUAGUGUGUCAUGAAGUAGUCUGUGAACUGAAGCUGUCUCAUUUCAAGAUUACUGAAGUUUUAAGUACAUUGAAUCUGAGAGUGAAUCUGAAUGCUUAAUGGUGUCCUGUGCAUUAAAAAUGAAAGUUACAUAAUGAGCAUAUGUGUCAAGUUUUUAUAUUAUGUACUGGUCAAGCACAUGAUUUAAAUAAAGUGUGCUGUAUGAAUGAAUGAUAUUUCCUGAUUAUUGAAAAUAAGUGCAUUGUGAUAUUAACAGUAUGAUUAUUACUGAAAUAUUUAUGUUAUUAAAUUUUUAGCAUUAAAUAGAACUGCAUAAUUUA